Molecule: messenger RNA, 990 nt
Organism: Myripristis murdjan (pinecone soldierfish)
Lineage: Eukaryota; Metazoa; Chordata; Actinopteri; Holocentriformes; Holocentridae
Exons: 8
Coding region: 1-990 (329 amino acids)
Source: RefSeq, a predicted model, not a curated record
AUGAGUCGACUCACACAGGGAGGGGCAAGGAAAGACUUGACCACAAUGGGAAAACAUCAUUCUGGCCGUCUUGCUGCAAUACUGGUGUCUCUUCUUUUCUUUGCAAUUAGCUUGGUGUUCAAUGGGCUGGCUGUUGUAGGAGUUGGUCCCUUUUCGAGCACCACAGGCAACGUGUCUGAUGUGUAUGACACUCAGGUCACACCCUCGGGAUGGACCUUUAACAUCUGGAGCGUCAUUUACAUCUGGCUGAUUGCAAUGCUUGUCUACAUCCUCACUGGUCUCUGUAGAAAGAAUGGCUAUGGCUAUGUUUACUGCAAACCUGCGGUGUUGCCUUAUGGAUUCUUUAUCAGCUGGUGCCUCAAUAUGUGCUUCAACAUUGGCUGGCUGCUCCUGUGGGACAGAGGGUUGAUGAUUGCUGCGUUGGUGUUUCUUCUCCUGGUUAUCUCUACUAACUAUGCCAUGAUUGGCUUCUCCUGCCACGGGCUCCAUAUUUAUGGCCCCUGGCUCAAGAAAUACCACAAAGCAGACUUGUGGCUCCUCCGUGUGCUGGUUCAGAAUGGUGUGGCUACAUACACAACAUGGACAACUAUUGCCACUCUAAUCAACCUGACGAUUGUCCUGUCUUAUGAUGCAAAGAUGUCCCCAACGGACGCUGCCACCAUCUCUCUAUCCAUUUUGACAGCGGUGUUACUGCUGUGGUUUUCUGUGGAAAACUCUGUCUUGGAUAAGCAUGUGCGCUACAUCCUGACUGUCUACCCUGUCGUGAUCUGGGCUCUGUCCGGGAACCUGGACAAAAACUAUGAUGCUGCGUCUCCCAGCCGCAAUGGCAUCUUCAUCGUUGCACUGCUGGCUUUAGCCUGUGUGCUGUUUGUCUGUCGAAUUGUGUUGGUGGUUUGGAGGCACAUGAACCAGCCACUUUACAGCGACGCCAGCCCUGAGGCCAUGUCACCCAUGGAGGUUGCAGAGAAGCAGAGGAAGAUAUUUCAGUAA